GAUCGUAAACCCAAAAACAUCUCGAAAUAACAAUAAAACUAGUGUGCAAAAUCAGUUCAAUCCCUCGAUAAAAAUGAACGGCCUGUCGACACCGAUUCUCUACGACCUCCGAGGGCACGUGCAAAUCGCCAACCUGGGUCUCUGCUCCCGUAAAAACAUCGAGGAAUCAAUGCUGGACAUUGCGACGAUAAUUACCUCCCACAUGGUGUACCAGGAGGAGCCCUGGGCGAAUGGUGCAGCUCACGUGGCGUAUCACCUGGGCCAGGAGUUGGUGAACACUUGGCACAGGAAUGGACCAGCCCAGUCAGCGAGUGUCUUCGAGUACGCUGACAUCCUCAGUGGGUACUCCAUCAAGGCGUUCGUCCCGCCGGAGCUGGCGAACGUCAGGGGAAAUGUCGAGGGGAACUGGUCGUUCUUUCGUCAGGACAGCUCCAUGGACUCAGACGCCUACACCAAGAUCUAUUACGACUUUCGUUACAUCUUCUCCACUGCCGUUCACGAGGAUCGACACAUCUACGAGCAGCAUCUCUACGAGGGGCAUGACUUCUACAUCGGGCAGAAGGUGAAGACGUCCAUCAGGUCGAUUCUCACGUCUGCCAACAACUCGAGGGCGUUCAAUGCUGAUGAUGCCUGGAUCGUGCUGGAGAGCGAUAAAUAGGGGGUUGAGGGGGCUGAAGGGUCUCUGGGAGGUGAGGUAAGAUGGACCUUUAGAUAUUUUGAUGAAUGGGGGGAUUCGGAGGGGUUUACAUGGAUGAAAAAAUUCAAUAGAGGAUGGGUAAAAUGGACACUAGAUUUUUUUAAAAUUAUUCAUGGGGGAAAAUGGGGCAACAUGAAACAUGGGGUAAAGUGGAACAGUCGAAAAUACAACUGUUUGACGCAAUUCAAGCAGAAAAAAAAUUUUUUAUCCACUUUUUUUUUUAUUAAUUUGUGCCUAUCAACUUUUUUUUUUAUUAUUGGGAGUACUGAUUAGAAUAGUAAUUUUCAGUAGUUCAGUAAAAUGGAAAAUUAUUGAGAAGUUUUGACGGGAGAAAAUUUUGUC
This is a messenger RNA of Diachasma alloeum, 1039 nucleotides long. RefSeq lists its product as uncharacterized. Bases 74 to 658 code for a protein of 194 amino acids. The transcript has 2 exons. The record is from RefSeq and is a predicted model, not a curated record. NCBI's taxonomy places the organism in Eukaryota, Metazoa, Arthropoda, Insecta, Hymenoptera, Braconidae.